Messenger RNA from Pseudogymnoascus destructans, 2084 nucleotides. RefSeq lists its product as uncharacterized. The transcript has a single exon. Lineage: Eukaryota; Fungi; Ascomycota; Leotiomycetes; Thelebolales; Thelebolaceae. Bases 1190 to 2023 code for a protein of 277 amino acids. The record is from RefSeq and is a predicted model, not a curated record.
CGUCUUGGAUCGCCACCAUCGAUAGUGCGGCCUGGGUCGGCGAAGCUCAGGACAAAAGCGUGGCCUGGAUCAUGGAUUCGGGCUGUUCCCGUCAUAUGACGUUCGACGAGAAAAGUUUUGUCGACUACGCCCCCCUCGACAGACCAAUCCCAGUUAGACUUGCUAACGGGAUGGAGAUCCAAGCCGUCGCUGAAGGAACUGUCGCCUUCAAUAUCGUCCUCAGGGGUGGAAAGCACCGUAUCCAGCUCCACGGGGUACUCCACGUACCAGGGCUUGCUGGGAACCUGAUCUCGGUUUCCGGCCUCCAAGACAGGGGGAUCAUGACCCGUACGACCAGCAGCGGGAAGAUGCUCCUUGAGCUCAAGGGCCAGGUAAUCGGCACUGCCGUUCGGUCUGGCCACUCCUACGUCCUUGACGGCACCUAGGAAGGCGCCGUCGCUGCGCUACGCGCAGUGGCGAUGUCACCAGAAGAAGCCAUGCUCUGGCAUCGGCGAUUCGGGCACUUGAGCUUGAAGAGCCUGAGUUCGGCCCAUACUGUCGUCGAUGGUAUACCAGGGCCGAUCGGUGACCUCGCGGACCCGUGUGGAGAGUGCCUGCUCAACAAGAGUACGCGGGUCAUAAACAGGAAGGCAUCAGAGCACGCAAAAGCCCCCCUUGACAGGAUCCAUAGCGAUAUCUGGGGGCCCUACCGGGUGCCGGAUAUCCACGGUGGGAACGUCUAUUUCGUUACUUUUACGGACGACUACACCAGGAAGACCUGGGUCUACGUUAUGACUGCGAAAUCGCAGUUACGGACGGUCUUCAUGGCUUCAAGGUCCGCGUCGAGCAGGAAACCGGCAGGAAGAUCAGGAUUGUGCGCUGCGACAACGCUAGCGAGUACGUGGCCCUAGAGAAGGAUAUUGGACCUACCCAGGGCAUACUGUUCGAAUAUAUGACGCCGUAUACGUCAUAUCAGAACGGCGUUUCUGAACGCCUGAACCGAGCGCUGGUGGCCCUGAUCCGGGCGAUGCUUGCCUACGCACACCUGCCCAGGAAGCUCUGGUCUGAGGCGCUGAUGGCAGCCAGUUACCUGCGUAACAGGCUACCUAUUGGGCCAGACGAUAAGUCUCCCGAGGAGGCAUACAGCAGCAGACGGCCGUCUGUAGCCCAUAUCCGGGUUUAGGGUUGCGUCGCAUACGCCAACAUCUCAAUGGAACAGAGGGGCGGCGACAAGCUUGCCCCGAACGCCAUACGGACUGCUCUGGUCGGCUAUAUGCCGACCUCAAAGCAGUACCGGCUGUACGAUCCGGUCGGAGACCGGAUCCUUAUUGCAACCUCAGUGAGGUUCGUGGAGAGUCAGAUCCUUGACCUCCAGGGCAAUGAUUCCGAUGAAGGAUCGCCCGAGGAUGUAGGUUUCGAUCCCAUGGGGGCCUAUGUCCCACAGGAACCUGCUAUCGAAGCAGAAGAACCCGGCGACCAGAGCGGCAGCGCCCCAGAAGAGGGACCGCCUAUUGGUGAUAUCGCGGAUCGCCCUGCAGUGACCCCGCACGAACAGCUGCUGGGGUGGAGGGACCGCAUCAGCGGCGAAGACGGUAGCCAGGACGAUGGCAGCGACCAGCUCUUCCUCGAGGAAGAAGAUGAUCUGGGUUCUCCAGGGGACCAGAUCCUCGUAGAAAGUGAAGCUGCUCUGCGGGAAGUUCCACCCGCUGAAGAACCAAUCGUUCGGCGAAGCGAAAGGGAGCGUCGACCAACGCGGCUGUUCGAAGGUGCCCUCGAGGCAUCGACGCCGUCGAAAAUACCGAUCCCUGAACGAUAUUCCGAGGCGAUCAACGACCCUGACCACGGUGCAGACUGGGCUCUAGCUGUUAAGGAAGAACUGGCGCAGCUCCAGUCGCUUGGAACCUGGGAGCUGGCAAAGCUCCCGCGCGGAAAACGAGUUCUGGGUCGUCGCUGGGUGUUCAACGUCAAGUAUACACCUAGGCUGCGCACUACUCGCCCAAUACUCGGCUCACUCACUCAGUGGGUUACUCAGCUGGGUGAGUAGCUGAACCUUUCACUCGACUCGGUGAGUGAGGCCAAUACUCAGUUACUCUGUAAAAACCCAG